This is a messenger RNA of Prosopis cineraria, 3657 nucleotides long. RefSeq names its product pentatricopeptide repeat-containing protein At5g66500, mitochondrial. The record is from RefSeq and is a predicted model, not a curated record. The transcript is spliced from 2 exons. The coding region runs from base 894 to 2408 and encodes 504 amino acids. Gene Ontology annotation, molecular function: RNA binding; protein binding. Gene Ontology annotation, biological process: RNA modification. Lineage: Eukaryota; Viridiplantae; Streptophyta; Magnoliopsida; Fabales; Fabaceae.
UUUGUUUAUUUUUUAACUUAUAAAUUUAGCACAAUAAAGUUAUAAAAUUAAAAGUGAAACUUGCAAAUUUUUAAAGUCUUGGAACUUAAGUUAAAUUAAUUGAUUUUUUUUUGGGAUUUUUUUUAAUCAUUUUUCCUUUUAUUUUUUUUAAUAGUAUACUAUAAUGUUUGAUUCAGCGGUUGCAUUACGUAUUCUCCCUGGCAACGAAGCUAAGUAAAUCGAAAUUAUAAACAAGAUACUUUGGAAGUAGAAUCGGUUUGAUAUCAUAUUUUUAGACAUUCGUAUGAGGUGUGGUGCGCUGGGUAUUUCUAAUUCUAAAAGGAGGCAAUAUUUUUGUGUCAUAUAUCUCUUGGUUUCUUGCACAUUGAGGAAACUAAUAUUAAGGCAAUAUGACCUUAUCAGUACCUUACAUCCGAUAAUGCACCAUGAAAUCCACCUUUAUUUUCUUUUUAAAUAUAGUAUCAGUAAUAAACUAGUAUAACACACGAAAUCAGUAUUUAAGAGAUGUUUGAUGAGAAAAAUAUGCUUGGAGGUGCAAGGAAACACCAGACUAUUAAAAUCGGAUUUCUGUGAAUAACCAAACAUCAGUUUGCGAUCAAUAUCGCUCUUGACUCUUGAAUGUUAAAGCGUGUCUGUCAGCAGCAGAAUCUGAGAAAUGCGAGCAACGAAGAGACCGACUUCGAAAUGUCAUGACGUGCUCUGAUUAAAAAGAAGGCUUUCCAACGCACUGUCCAUCGUGACGAAGCGCGCUCCCUCCGCUGGCCAAAGGAUCCACCUUUCUGUUAGGUGGAGGUGAAGUCAUUCCUGCAAGAACGAAGGCAUGAACAGUACAUGUGAAGCAGUGCACCAAACACGAAUCUGGAGAAAGUAAUCGCCAUGCGCACACCCUGAACAUGUUCGAUGAAAUGCUUCAAAGGUGUCUUCCAGCAGUCAACUCUUUUAUUACCUGGCAUGUUCGCCAACGUGAUGCUGCCACGGCCUGGGCAAUCUUUUACCGUAUGCGUUACGUGCGUUCCGACAUUGACGUUUACACUUUCACUCCUGUCUUGGGUGCCUGUUCUAUGUUGCCUAAUCCAGAGCGUGGCAAGCAAGUCCACACUUUGAUGAUCAAAACGGGUUCUGAUUCUGGAACUGUGAUCGAAACUGCUCUUAUGGACAUGUAUUCCAAAUAUGGUCUUAUGGACGAAUCGUUGAAGGUCUUUGAAGAGAUGGAAUACAGGGAUGUAAUGACUUGGAAUGUCAUGCUUUCGAAUCUUCUCCGGCAUGAUCUUCCUCGUGAAGCACUCGGUGUUUUGAUAGCAAUGAGGGGGAAGAACGUGGAAUUUAAUGAGUUUACUUUGUGUGCUGUGCUUAAAACUUGUGCCUCUCUUAAGGCCUUGAAACUGGGCAAGCAAGUUCAUGGUUUGGUGGUCUCCAUGGGUCGUGAUUUGGUGGUACUAAGUACUGCUCUUGUUGACUUCUACUCAAGUGUUGGGCAGAUCGACGAAGCUUUGAAAGUGUUUAAUACUUUGAAUUGUACAAAAGACGACAUGAUGCACAACUCGUUGAUUUCUGGAUGCUUAAGGAAUCAAAGGUACGAAGAGGCGUUCUCUGUCAUGCGUAUGAUGAAACCUAAUGUUGUUGCGCUCACCAGCGCCCUUGCAGCUUGCUCUGAGAAUUCGGAUUUGAGGAUAGCAAAACAGAUACAUUGUGUUGCUAUACGUCAGGAUUUCACUUCUGACACACAAUUAUGCAAUGUCUUGUUGGACAUGUAUGCAAAAUGUGGUGAGAUUUUGCAUGCUCGAUUAUUGUUUGAUAGAAUUAGUCGAAAAGAUGUUAUUUCCUGGACAAGUAUGAUCGAUGCAUAUGGGAACCAUGGGCAUGGGCAUGCAGCUGUUAUGCUGUUUGAGGAGAUGAGUGAGAACGGAACUAUGGUAUUGCCCAAUCUGGUAACUUUUCUAGCUGUUUUAUCAGCUUGUGGUCACUCUAUGUUGGUGGAGGAAGGACGAAAAUGUUUUCAAUUGGGGAGGGAAAAAUACGGUCUUGAACCAGGUCCAGAACACUAUGCCUGCUUCAUAGAUAUCCUCGGUCGAGCUGGUAGAGUGGAUGAAGCAUGGUCUAUAUAUUACCAUAUGAUGGAGCUCGGCACUAAGCCUACUGCAGGUGCAUGGAUAGCAUUGUUGAAUGCUUGUAGCCUUAACAUGGAUGCUAAAAGAGGUGAAUUCGCUGUAAAACAUCUCUUGGAGUUGGAACCUAGUAAAGCUAGCAAUAUUGUUCUUGUAUCAAAUUAUUAUGCAGCCAUUGGAAGGUGGGAUUGUGUUGAUGAACUGAGAAAUAUCAUGAGCACAAAAGGGUUAUUUAAGGAAGCUGGCAAUAGCUGGAUUACUGUUGCUGGCUCCAGUCAAGGUCUCAAGUCAUUGUCCUCUUGAUUAUUCCAUGCUCUAGGUUAUGUUUGGAUUAAGGGAAACAGAGAUGAAGUAAAAGGAAGUGAUGGGUUGAUUUAGAUCUAAAUUAAGCAUUCCCUUCUCUAAUCCUUUAUUCUCAUUGCCGUCUACUUAUAAUUCCGGCAUGUAUUAUCUGUUAUUCCACGGAUUAUUCCUUGGGCGCAGGGGCAUAGAUAUGUAGAGCAAUCCAUUGCUGGGGCUAAGGUCAUCAGUUCCGCACGCGAGUUCCCAGGCCUCAGUCCAGUGGAUGGUGAACAGCUCUUUAAAAACAAUAGUUCUUUGACCAGAAAAGAAUCUUAACAUCUUCUGGCUGCACUGCAAUUACUUAAAAAAAAAAAAUAGAUUUUCCAUGGCCUUAUUCCAAACGUAAAGUUUGGGAAUAGACUAAACUCUUGAUAGGAGCCUACACCUUAACAUAUUUCAAGUCUAAGCUAUUAAAUAAGCCAACGUUCAAGUUCAGGCCUAAGUUAAAUAGACUGGACCCAAUUUUUUAAGGUUUAAUUUACGAGUUCAAAAAGUUAGCCUAUUUACACACACAUGUAAUGUAAUAUAUUACACACUCAUCAGCAGUUUCACCAUUUAAUUUUUAAUCAAUUUUAUUCUUUUUAACCUCUAGUUAUAUUUUCAAUUAAAUUAGACUUAUAUAUUGAUUUUCAUGUUAUUACUUUAUUAUUGUAUUGUUGUUGGUAAAUCUUUUUAAUUAUUAUAUAUUGUAAUUCAUAAAUCAGGUUAUAUAUAUAUAUAUAUAUUAUAUGUAAUAUAUAUAUAUAUAUAUAUCACAUAUAUAAGGCCUAACAAUCUUAAAGUAUAUUUAAAAUGUUUAAAAUUAAAAUGUGAGUUUAUUUAAAAGGUUUAUUUUUAAGUAGGCGUUUUAAAUAGGUUUUCAGGUUAAACCAAGCUUCAGAUAGGCCUAAACUUGAGUCAUGAAAAAAGCUUAUAUAUAUUUCAGGUCAGAUUCAAGCAUUUGAUUUACCACACAGGUUUAAGUCUAUUUGGUUAAAGCUUGAUUUAGCUAACUUAUUUCACCCCUACUCAACGCUACAAAUGAUGGAUCGUUUUUGUUGGAAGCAUGUCAAUCAACAAAGACGUCAAAUGUAUAUAACACAAGCAACUUAUCGCCAAGAAUGGGUAUAUAGUCCAAGUUGAAGGAAGACGUUUGAUAAAGAAUUCUGGUUUAGAUUAGGUUAAAGGAUUCAUACUUCGUAAACUAGCAUAGCUGAAAAUUUGAACUGAA